Sipha flava (yellow sugarcane aphid) is the source of this 1492-nucleotide messenger RNA. Its product is annotated as 52 kDa repressor of the inhibitor of the protein kinase-like. The annotation marks the transcript as partial. Lineage: Eukaryota; Metazoa; Arthropoda; Insecta; Hemiptera; Aphididae. The transcript has a single exon. The record is from RefSeq and is a predicted model, not a curated record. Gene Ontology annotation, molecular function: protein dimerization activity.
AGAAGAUUUUGUGGCAUUUAUAGAUGCAUUUGACGAAGCUCAACUUAUUCAACUAAGGAGUUCUAAUAAUAAAUUAAGUGAUGAUGAAGAAGUAAAUAUAGACAGUUCUUUUGAAAAUUAUGAAAGUUGCAAAAAUGUAGAAGAAAUAUCGAUAACUGGGAAAAUGCUAGGGCAAAUUGUUUUAAAUCAACUGAGAAAAAUGGGUCUGAAUCUUAACAAAUGUGUAGGUAUUGGUACUGAUGGUUGCAGUGUUAUGACAUCAGAAAUUUGUGGAGCUGUAGCUGAAAUUAUAAAGAGUUCACCAAAUGCCCGUAGAUGUCCAUGUUACAACCAUUCUCUUAAUAUUUCUAUUUCAAAAUCAAGUAAAGUUCAAAGUAUACGAAAUUUAGUUGGAAUUAUUAAAGAGGUUGUUAGAUUUUUUUCUAUGUCAGCAAAACGUACAGUUAUUUUGAAGAAAUAUGUUGGCCAUCAGCUAACUGGACUAUGCGAAACGAGAUGGGUUGAGAGACAUGAUGGAGUUACUAGGUUUUUACAAGACAUGCCUAAAAUUAUUAAUACAUUAACUGAAAUUACAACAUGGAAAGAUUCCCAAACUUCUGGAAAAGCAAAAAUACUUGUAACAACAUUAUGUGACAGUGAAUUUAUUAUUGCUAUUUUUAGUUUUGCGCAUUUGCUCAAUUUCAUUUAUUGUCUAAGCAAAAUUUUCCAAAAAAAAAAUUUAGAUUUGAAUACAGCAGCAAAUACUAUAAAAGAUACAUUAAAAGUUCUUUCCAAAUGUCGUGAAAAUGUUGAUACAGAAUUUUCAAAUAUUUUUAAAUCAUCUGAAGAUUUAGCAAACAUUAUCGAUGUAGAAUUACGAAUGCCUAGAUCAUGUAAACAACAAAAAAAUCGAUCAAACUAUUUUACCAACAACGUAGAAGACUAUUACAGAAUCUCGAUAUUCAUUCCUUUAUUGGAUAAUGUUAUAGAUGACUUAAAAACACGUUUUUCCCAAAAUACAUUGGAAUUAUUUCAGUUAUCUUUUUUUCUUCCAUCUAAUUUUUUAAAAUUACCAAAUGGCCAAAAAGAAGAAACUGACAAAAUAAAAUCAGUUGCUAAAGACUUUCAAAAAUUGCUUAAUAAAAAUGAGUUAUCCUCCCGAUUAGUUGGUGAAUACUAUAUUUGGAAAGAGAAGUGGAUACGUGAAUUUCAAAAUGAUUCAUCAGUUAUUUCUAACCAUGCAAUUGAAGUAUUACAGAAUUGUGAUGAAGACGUUUUUCCUUUAAUAAAUAAAAUAUUAAAAUUAUUAAUUACAUUACCCAUUAGUAAUUCUAGCUCUGAAAGGUCAUUCUCUUCACUACGGCGUCUUAAAACAUGGCUAAGAUCAACAAUGUGUGAAACACGUUUGACUGGACUUGCAUUAUUAAACAUUCACAGAGACAUUGCCAUUGAUAUUGAAAAAUUAAUUCAACGUUUCUCCAAAAGCAAAAGAAAAAUUCCAUUUGCAAUUUGA